This is a messenger RNA of Calidris pugnax (ruff), 1924 nucleotides long. RefSeq names its product chromosome unknown open reading frame, human C18orf54. The record is from RefSeq and is a predicted model, not a curated record. NCBI's taxonomy places the organism in Eukaryota, Metazoa, Chordata, Aves, Charadriiformes, Scolopacidae.
AUGAGUGAAGAUUCUAACAAAAGCCUGGAUAAAAACCAUGACAAGCUCAAUAAAAGAAGCAGUGCCAGCUCUCCUGAUUCAGCAGUGUCUUCUCUUUUAACAAGCUGUAGCACUGACAGCAAUAACCCCUACUCAAACAGUUUGAUUCACUACAAGGACAAGCUUUACAGCUCCGCCUCUGAGGCUUUGGAGGCUUAUAUUGAAGAUUUUGAUUUAAGUCUCACAUCUCCAGAAGUAAGCACUGGAAAAAUCUGCAUAUGUCAAAGCACUCCCAAACAAGUAAAGUUUUCAAAGCGUCAUGCCAAAAAAACCCACGCAUUGGAUGAUUUUAAUCAGCUGGUUGGAUUGGGUUCUCUUGCUUCACCCUCUAGAAGGCAGCCCGAGUGUGACCUGGACUCGGUCAGUCUGGUGACGGAUGACCUGUUAGCCUUCCCAGCAGAUGGAUCCUUUAGCCAGCCUAGUCCUUGCAAAUCCAGGCAUCAAAGUAGUGAGUGGAAAAGACAGACACUUCCAACAUCUUUCUGCCCUUGCCAAAGCUCCUCUCUCAAGACCCAAAGCAGUCUUGGUCCCCAGGAGAACAGGAAAGCUGUUGCUCACCAGAAUCCACACAACGACUUCAGCAAAAAGAAGUGCAGUGUGUGUACACCACACAGACACAGUCCUGCCUCCUCUAAGGGAAGCUGGAGACCCUUGUCUUUUGAGGAGAACUCUAACACUUUGCCUGUUAAGAAUUAUCCAAGGUGGCUCACCAGUCAGAAGUCUGAUUUAAGUGUCUCGGGGAUAAGUAGUAUUCCCAAUUAUCACUACCCAAUCUGGCUUAAGAGCCUUUUUUCUGAUCCAACUAAAGAGAGCGAUCAUCAACUUUUUAAUACACAAGGCAAAGCCUCCUCUUCUCAAACUUUUGAGAUCCUGAAAAAAAGACACUCUGUAGAUAAAGACAGUUGGAAUUUUUUUGAACAAAACGGUUGCCUGGACCUGAGAGGUGAUAACAAAGUAGAGGAAAGUUGCAACUGUGGUAGUGAUGCAUCCUUCCCAUUUGGCUACUCUGUUUCAAGACAUCCUAAAAACCCCUUCAGAGAAGACCCCCUCGAGCUGCUUACCUUGAAGGCUGACAGAGGUCUGGAGAGUUCAACAGAAGAUUUGUCCCAUACUCUGGAAAAUGAUGGCAGUCCUUCCACAACAGAUAUUCUAGGAGCAGAGAGGUCAUGGGAGAAUGCUCCAGGUGCUUUCAAAGCACCAGUGCCUGUGUGCUGUGAGGACAUGGAGAAUGCCCUACCAUUCCCCAAGGCAGACAUCAUCCAUAAAUUCUUGGAAGACUGCUUAAAUGACAAAAAUAAGGAAAAUGCCUUCUGUGGAGGUUAUCAUGCCAGACCCCUCGAAGCUUUGAAGCGGAUGUUGUUUGAACUUCAAGCAAUUCAGGGAAGUUCAAGCCAGAAUGAAACUGCUGAGGUAAAGGAAGAGGUGGAAAAACUUACUGAAAAAGCAGAGGUUGAAUUAAACCUGUGUGACAGUGAGAGAAACCCUCUGACUAAUUCUAUUCAGAAGGCUUUACAUCAUUUGUCAUGUCUCAAAAGACUUGUUGAAGAUAACAGCAACCGAGAAGAGCAGACCCAUGAUCAUGAAGAAGAUAAACAAGAAAAAAAGAUUCAUUUGGGAAGCUGAUAUCUAAGAAUAUUUUCAUGUUGUGUAACUUAUGUAAUUUGUCAGCCUGAACACUGCUCACAUUAUUUUUUUUUUUGAAAGCUGAACCAGUGCAUGUUCUUGUAAAUGUUGUCUUUGGUGUUUCUGUACAUAAUUGUUGUUUUCAUUAAUUAUUUCAAGGCUUAAUUGAGUGUUAGUGCUUCCAGGAGAAUCUAACUAUGUGACAAGAGAUACUGCUUUUUAAAGAAUAUUUAAUUAAAAUAAUGUGAACAUUUUUGUGGAA